AUGGCAAACGAUGCCAAUCACAAUGACCGUUCAGGUCCUGUACCUGCGACCGGGUCGCAAAACGGAGAUCACGCCAACGCCAAUGGAACAUCUCCCACCUACACAAAUCCUCAUCCCGGACGGGUAUUUCUUAGCCGCCAGUAUGUGGCCGAGGAAUGGAUCAAUCGACAGCUUUUGCUAGUCUUUAGCGACUCUGGCAAGGAGGCGCGGGAUCGCUUUGAAGGAGUCGAUCUGAUUGAUUCUCUGGUCAAUUUCUUGCAGCUUCCCAUCAAGACAUUUGAUGCAGCCUGCACCUUCUUCCACAAGCUGCGACUCAAGCAUGGAGAGAACCAGUUUAACACACAGGAUGCCGCCAUUGCCUGCCUCUUUGUUGCCUGCAAAGCCGAAGACACUCUCAAAAAGUCCCGGGAGAUCCUCUGUGCUGCCUAUAAUCUUAAGAUGACCAACGACCAACGAUCCCCGGAUGACAAGCUCUUUGACAAGUCUGCUAUGGUCAUUCAAACUCUAGAGAGGUUGACCCUCGAGGCCAUUGGUUUCGACUUUCGUUGCCGCUAUCCCCAAAGCUACGUAAUCAAGCUGCUCAAGCUCGUUCUGUCUUACGAGGAAGCACGUACCAUUUAUCCUGUUGCCCUUGACAUGUCGAUAGACAUGUACAAGACAUACAUGCCUCUGAAGAACACAAAUUUUGGCAUGGCCUACGCCCUUGUCGAGCUGUCCUCGAGACUCACUGGCCAACAUGUUGACAAGCUCAAGAAUAUUGAUUAUUCUCGGCACAAGGUUCCACGUAUGCGAAUCCGCGAGGGCAUGUUGGAUUUACUGGAUCUCUACACCAAACAUCACAAGCAGACCAAGCUCGGCUCUAGGUUUAGCCCCGACGCCUUUGUUCAAGUUAAGAUCGAUAUCAACAAGGAAAUCGAGGAUUCUGGAGCUGGUGCACUUCCCCAGUGCCCCUUUCCUCUUCCUUCCAAUGAAGAUUUACAUGCUACGCCGGUUCCGACGGACCCAAAGAGCGUGACCAACCGUUUUGUCUUCGACGUUGAUGAGGCCCGCCGCGAACAAGUCACUGUACAACAGUUUUUGGAGGAUGAUUACGAAGAAGUCGAGAUUGAGUAUGAGGAGGAGAUUCCAGAGCCAAUCCCUGCUCGGCCGCGCGAUCGUCAAAACCACGGCCAUGGCGGCAACCGAGGUGGCCACAGUCAUAGGGGACAUCGUGGCAACGAUGGUUGGGGUCGCGGCGGCGGUCGGCAUGGGAAUGAUCGCCGCCGCCGUGGUGGAGGCGGAGGUGGCUGGUAG
This is a messenger RNA of Pestalotiopsis fici W106-1, 1293 nucleotides long. RefSeq lists its product as uncharacterized. NCBI's taxonomy places the organism in Eukaryota, Fungi, Ascomycota, Sordariomycetes, Amphisphaeriales, Sporocadaceae. The transcript has 3 exons. Gene Ontology annotation, molecular function: cyclin-dependent protein serine/threonine kinase activator activity. Gene Ontology annotation, cellular component: nucleus; cyclin/CDK positive transcription elongation factor complex. Gene Ontology annotation, biological process: positive regulation of DNA-templated transcription, elongation; regulation of transcription by RNA polymerase II. The coding region runs from base 1 to 1293 and encodes 430 amino acids. The record is from RefSeq and is a predicted model, not a curated record.